AUGGCGAGCAUGGCAACAUCUAUAGGAGUCCCAGCUGGUCUGCUCACACCCUCGUUGGUUACUGGAGGGUACCUCGGCUCGGCAAUUGGGUCGGCCGCGAAGUCCAUCGGCGAGGCUACUGACAUGUCCCCCUCCUUCGUUCGAUACCUUCACCAAACAGGAGUUCUAUUCGGCAUGACGGGAAUGUUUUCUUCGUGGUUUCGGACCCCUAUCACGGCGGUUGUCAUAGCCUACGAGCUCACCGGAGUCUAUUCCCUCGUUCUCCCAAUUAUGUUGUGUAACUAUCUCUCGAGUGCGUUGAUCAGUCUAGUCUACGAGAAGGACGUCACCGAGCACAUGAUGGAGAGAGCGGGUGUCUCUGCUGAGGGGGCCCACUUCGAGCUCACCGACGCCAUCACGGAGGCUAAGCCUGUCGAACACUAUGAUGAGGAUUAUCACUCCUAA
This is a messenger RNA of Perkinsus marinus ATCC 50983, 444 nucleotides long. Its product is annotated as voltage-gated clc-type chloride channel, putative. The record is from RefSeq and is a predicted model, not a curated record. Bases 1 to 444 code for a protein of 147 amino acids. Gene Ontology annotation, molecular function: voltage-gated chloride channel activity. Gene Ontology annotation, cellular component: membrane. Lineage: Eukaryota; Perkinsozoa; Perkinsida; Perkinsidae. The transcript has 3 exons. Gene Ontology annotation, biological process: chloride transport; transmembrane transport.